This is a messenger RNA of Terrapene triunguis (Three-toed box turtle), 1769 nucleotides long. RefSeq names its product solute carrier family 17 member 9 (gene SLC17A9). Gene Ontology annotation, cellular component: membrane. Gene Ontology annotation, biological process: transmembrane transport. The record is from RefSeq and is a predicted model, not a curated record. The transcript has 13 exons. Gene Ontology annotation, molecular function: transmembrane transporter activity. The coding region runs from base 75 to 1484 and encodes 469 amino acids. NCBI's taxonomy places the organism in Eukaryota, Metazoa, Chordata, Testudines, Emydidae.
AGUGCCACAACCGCACGGUCUAUCCGUGUCAUUUUACUUAGUGAGUCGUCACCCUUUUGUAAAAAAAAUACUGAAUGGCUUCAAGUAUCGGUAGGAAUGGUGUUCAGGUAUAUAGUUCUGACCUGGUCUCGCUACAUCAUCAUAGCCACCACUACCAGCAGCAGCAGCCUGUAAAGAAGACAUAUAAGGAAGGCACGAAAAAAGAUGGGACUGUGGAUGCCUAUUGGUCCAGGCCUGAAUCUCGAAUCUGGACUGUGAUGUUACUGCUUGGGACUUGUUUACUCUACUGUGCCAGGGUGACCAUGCCUAUCUGUGCUGUGGCCAUGAGCAGUCACUUCGACUGGGACAAGAAACAGUCCGGCAUUGUUCUGAGCAGCUUCUUCUGGGGCUACUGCUUAACUCAGAUCAUCGGAGGGCACCUCAGCGAUCGGAUCGGAGGAGAAAAAGUCCUCCUCCUCUCUGCAUCUGCCUGGGGUUUCAUCACCGCCAUCACUCCGCUGCUCACCUAUAUCAGCUCUGCCCACCUGAUUUUCAUGACAAUAGCUCGAUUCCUCAUGGGACUACUGCAAGGAGUGUACUUCCCUGCCUUGGCCAGCCUCUUUUCUCAGAAGGUCCGUGAGAGUGAGCGAGCUUUCACGUGCAGCACAGUAGGGACUGGCUCUCAGUUUGGGACGCUGGUGAUUGGUGGGGCAGGGUCCCUCCUUCUGGACUGGUAUGGCUGGGAAAGUGUCUUCUAUUUCUCUGGAUUACUCACUUUGCUCUGGGUUUACUGCAUGUGCAAAUACCUCCUGAAUGAAAAAGAACUCAUCAUUCGCUUAGAACAUUUAGCAAAGGGCCUCUCGUUAUCCAAACAGACCAAAGUUCCCUGGAAGCAGUUAUUUAAAAAGGCCCCUAUCUGGGCUGUCAUAGUAGCUCAGCUUUCUACGGGCAGCACAUUUUUCACCCUCCUCUCCUGGUUGCCAACUUUCUUUAAGGACACGUUUCCCGAGUCUAAGGGCUGGGUGUUUAACGUAGUGCCAUGGCUGGUUGCAAUCCCAACAAGUUUGUUUAGUGGAUUCCUGUCUGAUCACCUGAUCAAUCAGGGCUAUAAAACGAUCACCGUUCGUAAGUUCAUGCAGGUCAUCGGAUCAGGCGUAUCAAGCAUUUUUGCCUUGUGCAUGGGUCAGACAUCCAGUUUUUGCAAAGCUAUAGUAUUUGCAUCUGUCUCAAUUGGACUUCAGACCUUUAACCACAGUGGCAUUUCAGUCAACGUACAGGAUCUGGCUCCAUCGUGUGCUGGCUUGUUGUUUGGCAUUGGAAAUACAGGUGGAGCCCUAUUAGGUGUCGUUUGUGUGUAUUUAGCCGGUCAUCUGAUUGAAACCACUGGUUCUUGGGUUUCUGUUUUCAACCUUGUGGCUACAGUUAAUGCCCUGGGGCUCUGUACAUUCCUGAUCUUUGGAGAGGCCCAAAGGAUGGACACAGACUCUGCAUACAUAGAUCUAUAGUCGCUGUAAAGAUGAGUUCAGCAAAUGAAAUCUGUUGAAGGGUUUAGGACUGUAAUUUCUAUUGAUAGCUGUUGUGCAAAUGGUUGUUUGCAGAAGAGAAUAUUAUUAUUUUGUAGAAUUUAAAUAGAAAAAAAUCUAUUGAGAGAAUAUUACGGGCCUGAACUAAACCCAGAGGAGGGAGGAAAUCCAGAGUUAAAACUUUGCUCAGGGGAUGGCUGAUGAGUUAUAGAGCCUUUCAGCUCUAGGUCACCAGUUUGAAUUUGUAGCAGAGGGGUAGCCGUGUUA